Messenger RNA from Rhinocladiella mackenziei CBS 650.93, 1614 nucleotides. RefSeq lists its product as uncharacterized. The record is from RefSeq and is a predicted model, not a curated record. Gene Ontology annotation, molecular function: protein binding. Lineage: Eukaryota; Fungi; Ascomycota; Eurotiomycetes; Chaetothyriales; Herpotrichiellaceae. The transcript is spliced from 3 exons. Gene Ontology annotation, biological process: regulation of gene expression. Gene Ontology annotation, cellular component: nucleus. The coding region runs from base 1 to 1614 and encodes 537 amino acids.
AUGACAGAUCUCGCCCCCCAUCUCCAGCGCCUAGGCCUUGAGCAGUACCUCGAUGCCUUUAUAGGCGAGGGAUUCGACACUUGGGAGACUGUGACGGACAUUCAAGAAAGUGACUUUGACGCUCUUAAUGUCAAACUGGGUCAUCGGAGGAAACUUCAGCGGGCAAUUGCUGAAUAUCGAGGAAUCUCGUACGAACGGUUCGUUGGGUCUCCGGCUCAAGAAGGCCUUCCAGAUGGCGGCCGGGCUCCUGAGAGCAAUGCAACUCCUCCGACCGGGCCGGAACGAAGCUCGGGACCGGCGCCCGAGACCAAGAGAAAGUACAGGCGGCAUCCCAAGCCCGACGAGAAUGCACCCGAACGACCUCCUUCGGCCUACGUAAUAUUCUCCAACAAGGUGCGUGAAGAGGUGAAAGAUCAGAACUUGUCCUUCACACAAAUAGCCAAACUGGUUGGUGACCGAUGGCAAAAGCUAGAUCCCUCAGGCAAAGAGCCAUUUGAGGCCCAGGCAAGUGCGGCUAAAGAGAGAUAUAACAUUCAAUUAUCGACGUAUCGCAAGACCGAUGCCUACAAGGAAUAUAUGCAGUAUCUUUCAGACUUCAAGGCCAAACAUGGGCAGACUUCGGAACCAAAGAGACCCAAACUUGAUCCCGAAUCCAGUGGCAGCAUCGUGUCUGCAAAGUCAUUGGAAACAAACCAUGAAGCCGUGUCACAGCUGUCGGGUCAUGUUCGAGGAGGCUCCAUGGGCUCGGUUGUGUCUUCCCCAUUUGCUGGUGUCCCCCCGCAGCCAAAUACGUCAACGUCCACCGUGCAACCGCGGCCAGCACUUUCGUCAUCUCGUAGUGGAUCUCCUCCUUCUGUCCAUCAUGGCCGAGACUACUUUCGACCAGGCUUGGUCUCGAGUCAUAGCUCGGUCUCGGAUGAGUCUUCUACAGUACGGAGUGAGUUGCCAGAAUCUUUGAUGCGUACAUCGGCGUUAUCACUGGGUGCAACGUCCUCGGGAACACCACCACUCCCAGCACUAGCGCCAAGUGCUGCGUCCACGGAAUCACAGGGAUCCCCCGACCUGAUUGCGCGAUCCCGGCUCGCGUAUUUCGUACAGCAGCAACAGCUCCCCAGUGCCGCUGGAAGUGCACAAUCUCUUCCAGGCGCGGCUUUUCCACCGACUUUGCCGUCGCCGACCAUGCAGGAGCCGUCAUGGAGAAAUCGUCCGCCAGAUGUUCGAGGCUACCAGGAAACACCACGGGCUCCUUACAGCUCUCUACCAUUUUCAUCUCCCAGCACACAACAAUCAAGCCCGUCUCAGCUACGACCAUUGUUGUCGCCCGAUCGACUGGCCGACUUUGGUCAAGGGCCCAGUUCGAGAACUCUGCCACCUCCACGAACUCCAUCCACGGGCACCCCUACCCUUCCGCAUCUUGGCCGUAGUAUGGAACAGCCACGGCCGUUGAUAACCGAGGCAUUGCAGAUUCGUCGAUCGGGGCGAGAUGAGGCCCAGUCCGCACUAGACCGGUCAGAAAGCGAUGCGGCAAAUACACUCGCCGGGCUCGCCGCCGGCGUCUCCCGCCCUGAGACAGCAAAGGCGCUCAACUACGCACCCCCGCGAUCAUCCCUGUAG